Messenger RNA from Drosophila kikkawai, 4667 nucleotides. RefSeq lists its product as uncharacterized. Gene Ontology annotation, cellular component: cytoplasm. Gene Ontology annotation, molecular function: RNA helicase activity; protein binding. Lineage: Eukaryota; Metazoa; Arthropoda; Insecta; Diptera; Drosophilidae. The record is from RefSeq and is a predicted model, not a curated record. Gene Ontology annotation, biological process: nuclear-transcribed mRNA catabolic process, nonsense-mediated decay.
UCACACAUUCGUAUCCCCCGCAAUUUGUUUUCUUUUUAUUCAAAGUUGAAAUAACAUUGGUUACCCGGGAAGGGCGACUCCAUUCGCCAGAAUGGCCUGCCGCUGGUACUUGGAGCACGUGACCACACGCGACCGCAUCGAUCUGAACCACGGGGAGAACUUGAUGGGCCGCCACUCCUGCUGCAGGAUUUCGUUAGGUCAAAGCUAUGAUUUUGUGUCCCGAGAGCAUGUAAAUAUUAUCGUGAGCGAAUCCGGCGUGAUAGUACAGGAGAUGAACUCCAGGAACGGCGUCUUCAUCAAUGAGCAGCGGAUGAGUGGCGAGUUCAAACGCAUGCCGGUCGUGGAGGGCACCAUCAUCAGCCUGGGAGUGGAAGGUCACUUCACUGACAUACCGCGCAGCUAUCCCAUCUUCCUGCUGCGGAAGGUGGCUACCGAGGCGGAGGAGGUAGUGCUGUUAUCCGACGACGAUGGGGAUACCCUGUCCAAUGAUGGUAAUCUUGCCCAGAUUAAACCGGACUUGGGAAAAAAGAUGAGUUCCACAGACCAGGAGGGAUCCUGUACCAACUUGCACCUGCCGAAGAUUCCCGAUGUAAAGCAGGAGCUGGUGAGCAAGACCACCGAGGAGAUAACAAAUAUCUUUGGCGAAGCGGAUGAGGCUAUUCUUGGUGGCGUUAUGGAUAUAAAUCCGUAUCUGUACAACCAGUUAAAUAAAAAAUCUGGAGGCACUGCCUCAACGAGCGCUAAAAUCUACGACGGCGACGUAAUAGAACUGGAUACGGAGCCUGAUAAGACGGUGAUGCAGCCACCGCCUCCACCAGAGAUCAUGGAAGUCGUUAACGUCGAGGACGACGAGUACGACGAGCAGUUCGCCAUGUCGCAAGCCGUGCUGCAGGAGAUGAAGACCGAAAUGGCCUCCAGCGAUGACGAGGAAGACGUUCUGGCGUUUAAAAACAUGGAAGACGAACAGGGACUGGAUUCGCCUUCGUCCCAAAUAAGCUACGAUGAAAUCAUUAUCGAGGAGAGUGACGACGAUGAUCUGUACGACAAGGUGGCCGACUGGUCCAACAAACUGCUCAGCCAAAGAGCUCCGCAAGCCAUCAAAAUGUCGCAAGCUUAUCCCCAGAUAGAGGACUCGGGCUCGGAUCAGGAGAAUGAAUUGCAUUUUGAAAUAAAGCCUCCGACGAAGUCACUUCGUAUCGAUAGUUCCAGCGAGGACGAAUCCAGCGACGUGGUUUUAUGCAGAGGACCUUUGUCUCCGUUAUCCACAGCGGACAGCACAACAACAGACCGCAGCUGCAGCGUUCGUAUUCAGUCCCCCACUGGUGAAGUGAGCUCCAGCGCCGACGCUGCUCAAAAGAUGUCACUGUCGAAGCCCAUAGAUGAAACCCUUGAAAAAAAAGAUGUGCAGGAAAAGCAGGACGACGUUUGGGAUUGCGGCGAACAGCCUAAGGAACCUGGAAAAAAGAAGACAGCUCGUGCCUGUGAAGAAAUUAAAGAGAAAGCUAAGGAACCCAUAAAUAAUAGGAAUAGCUUAACACCAAAAAGAGAGGUUCCAGUUGAAGAUGUAACUCCAGUCAAUAAGGGUCCAAGUCCUCGGCUACUAAACCGUUCAAAGUCAUGUUUUAUAGACCAACCGGAUAAUAUUACCAAGACUACUAAGGAUGCCCGCGGUCCUGCCAUAAUCGAGGCUCCAUUUAUGUCCAAAAAUCGCUGCAAGGUUAACAAUAAGGAAAAGCAGAGGGUUAUCGAUCGCCAGCGCUUUGUUGAUUACCAAGCCGAAAUGACCGCCAAGUGGCACCAGAAACCAAAGGAUAAGAAAAAGGACGACCAAGUGAUCAAGGAGAAACGACGAGAGGCUUUGAAGAAGCUGUCUGAUAAACGCAAAGAUGAGGAGAAUAGCCCCUCCACCUCGAACGCAAGUAAAAGGAAGAACUGCACCAGUGUGCCCACCAUAAGCAACACAAAUCGCGGGGAAUUCCUUACCAAAGAGAUCGAUAGAGGACCUCCAGCCAAAAUAGCAAAGAAGGUGGAGAAACCCCAAGUACCUCCGGUUAAGCAUUCGAUUCCCAAGCGACGCUCCACCAUUAAUACUCCCUUGCAGCAGCUCCUGGCAGCGGAGGAUUUAGCCAAAAGUCCAGAGCCACAAGGCUCCCGGCGGCCUGAACGCAAGGAGGCGCAGCAGGCUAGGAAUCAGCGGACAUGCAAUCGCGUUAACUUUGCUGAUAUGGAACGUGAAAGCAGAAGGAAGAAACAGCAAAGACGCGUUCGUUUCUGUGACAAAAUCAACAUUAUAUAUAUCGAAAGUGUAAGUGGGGCCUGUAAGCCCGUGCGGAAAAGCAAGGAUAGCUCGAAGAUCUGCCUCAGCACGUACAGCGAACGACGCGAAUGGACGCUCAAGGGGAACUACAUGGUGAACGACAUCCUCCACCACAAGCGUACCAUUCUCACGUGGGCCAACCAGUGGCUGAAGCAUGGCAGCGUGGACGCUGUAGGGGAAACGGAUGUCCUGAUGCCCAUUCCCUCCGACUUUAGUGGCUUUCGGCACUACAUCAAGACUUUUUUGCCACUGAUGAGACUGGAGUUACUGACCACCAUUGAAAGGGACUACAAAAACUCGAAGCCUACGCUGGAUCUCAAGGUUAUUGGCAUAUAUUGCGAGAAGGAGUGCUACCACUUAGUGGCCAGAACUAAGGCCAAACCCAUUGGAAAAUUCGAUCUUUACACUCUGUCCAGUGGCCCCGAACUAAGCGAAACCUUUGCCAGUCUGUUGGCCCAAAAGACUGUCGGCGGCAGCGCUUGGGACAUGACCUUUCAAAUUUGUGUACAGGUACCCAUAGAGAAGUUGAAAAACCUGAAACAGGUAACCGCUCGUCCGGUGGUGGAUAGCCUCCGAGUGGAAUCGGGAGCUUUGAGCGCUAUCCAUCAGCUUUACCGUUCGCCGCUCUGCAGGCGAAUCCUGAUGCCCACUGAGGCAGUGAAAACCUUACAAAUACCCACAUUGGCGGAGGCGCUCGCCUACAAGGGAUUCAGUAAACUUAACAAGGACCAAGAGGACAUUUGCCUCAGUGUCUACGAGAGAGUCAUCGACGCCAUGAACCCAAGUCUGACACUAGUUCAGGGUCCGCCAGGCACUGGGAAAUCCAUACUUCUGUCGAAUCUCAGCCUUCAGUGUCUGUACGGAAGGGCGUCCGUGAUGCUGGACCGAAAGAUCUUAAUUUGUGCUCAUUCUAACACGGCCGUGGAUCACAUGGUAAGGGCUCUAAGUAAAGCCCACUCCGCCAUGAGUCGUAACCACUUCCACCUCCUGCGAUUCGGGUUAAAUGAAAAAAUAAGCCAACACUCCCGAAAAUAUUCACUAGAAGCUCACUUUAAAAAGGCCAGGGAGGACAAGCUGAAGCGUCUAACUCCGGAGAACAUUGAGAUCUUGAAGAAGCAGCACAGCGACCUGAGUGCCGAGAUCCAGCAGCUGAAGCAGAACUCAAAUCUCAAGUCCACCUACCUUCAGCAGCAGUUGGAACAGAAACAGAAGCAGCUCCUGCUGAUCAGCCAACAACUGAAUCCGCCGCUGACGCCAAGGGAGGAGUACGACAUUUCCAAGACGUGUCUGAAGCGGGCCCACAUCGUCUGCACGACGCUCUCCUCGUGCGUCAAGCUGGCUAACUACGUGGACUUCUUCGACAUCUGCAUCAUCGACGAGGCCACACAGUGCACGGAGCCCUGGACGCUUCUGCCCAUGAGAUUUGGCAUAAAACACCUUGUCCUGGUGGGAGAUACCCAGCAGCUGCCGGCGGUGGUGCUGUCCAAGAAGGCCAUCGACUUCGGCCUGGGCAACUCCAUGUUCGACAGGAUCCAAAAGAGUCUGGUGAAGCAGCUGAACAUGGACCAGCCGGGCGGCAAUCAGCUUGUGCACACCAAACUGUUCAAGCUGAGCUUGCAGUACCGCAUGCACCCAGAGAUCUGCCGGUGGCCCAACAAGUACUUCUACGACGACCAACUGGUGAGUGCGGAUCUGACCUCAAAGCCCUCGCCGCUCAUCCCCUACUGCGUGGUCAACCUGAGCUACACGCAGGACACUGGUAGCUCCAGUGCAAACAGGAGCAUAAGCAACGACGAGGAGGCUCGCUUCGUGGCUAAGUUGCUGGCGGAGAUGGACAAGCACAUGCCCAGCCAGCGCUACAGCUACGGCCUGAUCUCGCCGUACAGCAGUCAGUGCUACGCCCUGAGCCAGGUGAUUCCACAGCACAUGAACCUGACGCCGCAGACUGUGGACUCGUACCAGGGAUUGGAGAAGGACGUGGUCAUCAUUUCAAAUGCACGCACUCGAGGAUGUGGUUUUCUCGCCAACUAUCAGCGACUCAAUGUGGCUCUAACAAGACCGAAGCGAUGCCUGGUUAUUUGUGGCAACUUUGAUGAUCUGCAGUCUGUUGACAUGUGGCGACAGUUGCUCGAUGAUGCCCGCCAACGGAAAGUUUACUUCGAUUUGAAGCGCGACGAAGUAAAUGAUUUGCGAAACUCCCUGAUGCAGAAGCUCCUCGUGAAACCUUUGUGAUUGCCAAUGAUUAUUGUAUAAGAAACUUUAGCCUUAUGAUAACUAUUAGAUUUAAGAGCACGUCACUUCGUGUACCUUCGUUUUUGAAUAAAGAUUGGUUGUUUUUGUAUUCCUUACA